Tympanuchus pallidicinctus (lesser prairie-chicken) is the source of this 3110-nucleotide messenger RNA. RefSeq names its product par-6 family cell polarity regulator gamma (gene PARD6G). Gene Ontology annotation, biological process: regulation of cellular localization; establishment or maintenance of cell polarity; centrosome cycle. Gene Ontology annotation, cellular component: cell cortex; apical plasma membrane; nucleus. Gene Ontology annotation, molecular function: protein kinase C binding. NCBI's taxonomy places the organism in Eukaryota, Metazoa, Chordata, Aves, Galliformes, Phasianidae. The coding region runs from base 52 to 1206 and encodes 384 amino acids. The transcript is spliced from 3 exons. The record is from RefSeq and is a predicted model, not a curated record.
GGUGGAGGAGGAGGAGGAGAGCGGGGGGGGGGCGGCAGCGGCGCCGAGAAGAUGAACCGGAGCUUCAACAAAUCUCAGACUCUGCGGUAUCUGGAAUGCAGCGCAGUGGAAGUGAAGAGUAAGUUUGGGGCAGAGUUCAGAAGGUUCUCCCUAGACCGCUACAAGCCAGGAAAGUUUGAAGACUUCUAUAAACUAAUUCUUCAUAUUCAUCACAUAGCCAACCUGGAAGUGAUGAUUGGAUAUGCUGAUGUGCAUGGAGACCUUCUCCCUAUUAAUAACGAUGACAACUUUUUCAAGGCUGUUUCAAGUGCUCAUCCGCUCCUCAGGGUUUUUAUACAAAGACAAGAUGAAGUGGACUACAGUAAUUUUGGGACCAACACGUUGUCAAGGAAGAAGAAGGCUCUGGUGACACUCCGCAACGACAACCUCCGCCGGCGUCCUCACAUUAAUAUCGGCAUGCCUCACGAUUUUAGGCCUGUGUCUUCCAUAAUCGAUGUGGACAUUCUUCCUGAAACACACAGGAGAGUGAGGCUGUAUCGACACGGGUGUGAGAAACCUCUAGGAUUUUACAUACGCGAUGGCACCAGCGUAAGGGUUACUCCUCACGGACUGGAAAAAGUACCUGGUAUCUUCAUCUCUCGUAUGGUUCCUGGGGGCUUAGCAGAGAGCACAGGUUUGUUGGCUGUAAAUGAUGAAGUCCUGGAAGUUAACGGCAUUGAAGUAGCAGGAAAGACUCUCGACCAAGUCACAGACAUGAUGAUUGCUAACAGCCAUAACCUUAUUAUCACGGUCAAGCCAGCGAACCAGAGGAACAAUAUUAUUCGGAGCAGUAGGAUGUCUGGUAGCUCUGGGCAGUCUACAGACAGCACCGCUAGUCACCACAGCUUGCCUACAUCUCACGUACUGCAGAACUUCCACCCUGAUGAAAUGGAGAGUGACGAAGAGGCUGACAUCGUCAUCGAGGGCAGUCUGGAGCCGCAGCACAUUCCCAAACUGCACAGCCUUACUUCCAGUAGCCUCUCUAGAAUCAAUGGCAGCAGCCUUAGCCACAGACUUCAAAGGGACCUGGUGCUCAACAACAACUCUGGCCGAGAAAGCAACGGCAGCAUCCACAAAUUACUCAGUUCCUUAAAAACUGAUCCCAGACACAGUCUGGUUAUUCCCCGAGGAGGAAUUGAGGAGGAUGGCACAGUUAUUACGCUUUAGUAGCAAUUGCUGCAACUCUUUUCAGUCUUAAGUGCCAAUGGGGACAAUUGACUCUUAGAACUUGUUAUGCACAAAACAGAGCUGAUAUUCUCAUAGACCUCACAGGUGCAGAAUAUUUUUGCUGUCUAGGAAACAUGGCAUUUGGAGUUAGAGAGAAGACUGCCAUGCACUGCAAAAUUGAUCAGGAGAAUGCCAGAGUGUAAAAGCUGGUUUAUAUCUCAGUCCUAAAGUAAGAGGGCAGAUUAGUUGUAGUUUGUAUAAAUUAAAGCAGUUUUACAAGCUACCACUGGCAGUGCUACAUGCUUGGGUUUGAAUGCAUGGGUGGAUGUAUUUAUACACGCAUGUAUAUGAGUUAGGUUUUAAUAGUAAUAACAGAUGUCUAUUUGAAGUGGAAUCUGUUUUUCCUCUGAUACGAGUUUUAAAAGAGUUCUUCUCAAUAGCAUUACAUACAGACCUUCUGCUAAUUUGUUUAUACCACAUUUGCAGUGUUAUGUCUAAACCAGACAAGCUCUGUAAAAGUAGUUUUCUGCCCUAGUGGUAACAAUGGUAGGGAGAUGCUGCAAAUGCAUUUCCUAAAUGAAAAAAUGUAUGUAUUUUUUAAAGUGUAGGGAGAGGAGGUUAGAGGGUGAUGUUAUUGCUUUGGGAUCAGCACCACCUGCUGGUCAGAGGCAGAUCUGCCUGCAACACAGAUCUAUACUAUAUGGGAAAACAAAAUCAUGACAUGAGGGCUUAAAACUGUUCAUUAUGUGUCAAAUGUAUUAUUUUUGAUAUUUAUUAGAUAAUACCUCUUUUUCAAAUUUUCUCACCAUCUCUUUUUCAGUAUCAAGUUCAUGUGAAUUCUAGGGAUACAUUACACGCAAGAAGGUGAAAAGAAAUGGAAGAGUGCUAGGACUGUUUCCUUCCCCACCAAGAUAGGUUCUCGCUGUAUACAGCCUAAAUCCUGGAGGUCCUUUCUUACCAAAAUUUGGCCAAUUGCUAUACCAAGGAGGGAUGCUGACUGUCUUUCAAACCUAACUUAGGAUAGUUCUAUUGUUUUUGAACUCUUCUAGUAAUCAUAAAGCUUUAUGUCUACAACAAUAUGCUGGAUGUUGGCGGUGGCCAGACAUCCCUACUGGAUGCUAGUUAAGGGGUAACCAGUGACUGCUGAGUGGAUAACUGCUCACAUCUGAAAUGCCAUGAAUUUGUUAAAAUGAUCAAAUCUAAAGUAUUUUGUUACAUCUCAAUCAGUGUAAGGAGCAAAAUAUAAAUGUUUUACAAUGUAUUUUUCUACUUUUAGCUUGUCUUUUUCUUUUUGUUUUUAACUUUGUAGUACAUUAAAGGUUUUUUUUUAUAUGGUGAAAUAGACAUUUCUUAAAUAUUGUAUGAAUAUGUAAAUUCAGAAGUCUUGGUUUGAAAAAAAAAAAUUACAUUCCAUUUUGGAAUAUGUAAUGACUGGACAAAGGAUAUGUGGACUAAUUGAUUAUUGCUAAUUUAGAAUGCCUGUGGAACAACCAGUCUUCUGCUCAUUGUUAAGUAUGUUUGGGACAUUGAACUUAGUAUGUUUCUUUUAGGUUUGCUUUAAAAGUUUAUUUUAAGACUCUUUAAUUAAACCUUUUCUAGGUGUCACAGCAGUUAUAGAGCUAUACUUAUUUUUCCCAGCACAGUAAGAAUAGCACAUUGAUCCUAUGUCUUAAAUACGUGUUUGUACUUUACCAAAGGUUUUCAUUAAAAAAAAAAAGUGAUUAUAUUGGUGCAGUAAAAAACUGAAUAGCUGGAUACGCUUCAGUCAGUCACACCAUCUUAUCAGGAGGGUUUUGUUACACCUUCUUUAAAUAAGUUGUUUUGCCUGGCUGAGGGUUACUCAUUUUGCCUUAUUUAACUGAUGAAAUUGUGACCUGUCUGCAAUAAAAUGUGCACUAAGCUUA